CUGACGUCAUAUUAUCGCGUCUUCAUCUGGGCAUGUAAAUAUCCCGUGGUUUUAUUUAUCGUGAAUUAAUUUUAUAGUGUUACGUUCUUUCGUUUUGCGUGUAUAUUUAUUUUUACAUAUGUAACGUUAUGUAUUUGUGCAUCUAAACUGGACGCCGUUGUCAUGAUGGCUAUCACAAAAAUGUCAACGCUGUCAAAAUGAGGAAGUCCCGUCGUAUUGAAUGUGUUUUUGAGGAAGUCUUCUUCAUCAUGAGGCUUCUGCUAUGUGUGGUUUCAUCUGAAUGAUUUUCCUCUGAUACGUGACAUUUGUUUGGGGAAGGUUUUCUCAGAAGCUGGGGUUUUAAAGGAUCGGAGAUGCUGAAUGUGCCGCCUCAGCCUUUCCCUGCUACUGGAUCCCAGCAGAGGGUCGCACCCGCCGGACAGUCCAGGAACAAGGUGGCACUCAAGCCUGGUCACAGUCUCCUGGACUGGAUCAGACUGACCAAAAGUGGGCGUGAUUUGACCGGACUGAAAGGUCACCUGAUCGAGGUGACAGAGGAGGAGCUGAAGAAACACAACACCAGAGAUGACUGCUGGACGUGCAUUAGAGGUAUGGUGUAUAAUGUCAGCGCCUACAUGGAUUUCCAUCCUGGUGGAGAAGCAGAGUUAAUAAGGGCUGCUGGGAUUGACAGCACUGACCUCUUUGACCAGGUGCACCGUUGGGUGAAUUACGAAUCCAUGCUGAAGGAGUGUCUCGUUGGGAGAAUGGCAACAAAACCCAACCCUGCUCUUCAAGUUGAGACAGAGAAGCCGGGAAGCACUCAUUUGAACGGUCUGUCUGUUCCUCCACCCAUGAGAUUUGAAUUCUCUGCUGCUCCUCUACCAGUAAAAGAUCAUCGCCCUCGGUAUGAUUGGUUUCAGACAGAUGCCACUGUAAACUUUGUUGUUUACACCAAACGAAAGAUUCCCAGCUCGGGCUGUGCGGUGGUGGAUCUACAGAAUGAUACACUUCGGGUGGAGAUGCUCUUGGGGAAGAUGUCAUAUCUGCUCCACUGGCGCUUGUCCAGUGAAGUUCAAGAGAGUGUUGAUGUCCAGACAGCCCACUCUGUUGGAAAGGUUCAAGUCUGUUUGCAUAAAUCGGUUAAAACCAAGUGGACACAAGUCGGGCAACCACUAGAACACCACGAUUCAUUUAUUCAGUGUAAAGAUCGUGGACUCUUCUACAGGGAAUGUGUUUUAGUUUCUAAAACAGAAGUGACACACAACACGCAGGUCUUAUGUUUGCAGCUUCCCGCUGGGUCAUACGUGCAGGUUCCUGUGGGAAGGCAUGUGUACCUCAAAACCUCCGUUCAAGAUACCGAUGUGGUGAAACCCUACACACCAGUGGAUCAGACUCUUAUGUCUUCAACACAAUCCAGCGCAGAAAUGGGCUCAUAUAUACAUCUCAUGAUAAAGGUCUAUCCUGAUGGGUUGCUGACGCCACACAUUGCCAACCUUCCCAUUGGAGCCUCUCUAUCAAUAGGUGGUCCCGAGGGGUCUUUCACUCUGCGUUUCCUGCGUGAUGUCACUCACUUGUACCUGUUAGCAGCUGGCACAGGAUUCACACCCAUGGCUCGUCUCAUACACUUGGCCCUUCAGGACUUCACUUCAAUCAGAAAAACUAAGCUAAUGUUCUUCAACCGUCAGGAGAGGGAUAUACUUUGGCAUUCUCAGUUGGAUGAACUUUGUACAAAAGAGGAAAGGUUUGAGGUAGAGUAUGUUCUCUCAGAGCCUGUAGACUCAUGGGAGGGCAGAAAAGGACGGAUAGACGCUGAAAAGCUGCAGGACCUGUUAGAAAGACCGGACAACUCCAAGUAUUUAGUGUGUGUGUGCGGCCCCGCUGGAUUCACAGAGCAAGCAGUGCAAAAGGUCAGACAGUUGGACUUCAGUGAAGAGGAGAUUCACGUUUUUCAGGGCUGAUAGGGACACUUGUAGACUAUCACUAUGCAUAUAAAAUGCACUUUCCAGUAAAAAAAGAUGAAACGGCAACACUGUUGGACCUCUGCAAUUUAAAGGAUGGAAAAGUUGUGGCACAAUGAAAAUCAUGCACUCAAAGAUUUUGAACAAAACAUUUCUGUUGUAGGCUUUUUCCCCAUUGGCUAUAUAUUAGCCAAUCUUUAGCAAGGCUGAAUAAUUCUGUAAGUUUUGUUCUGUAUUUGUAACAGAAGAUCAUCUAUAUUUUAUUGUGAAAACGUCACUGUCUAUAAAGACACAGUUCCUUGAGCUGAUUAUUUGUCAGGGUGUAAUGCUAAAAGAUGUCAGUGGAAACAGUUGUUCCAUAUUGCUGUGCAAAAAUACUGUAUAGCAGAAUGGUCAGUAUAGCUGGUUGCAAUGCCUUGUGUGACUUCAGUGUGAACACUACAAUUCACACAGUUUUAAAACAUGUUAAUGUUAAAGCCAAAUAAAACACUUUUGCUGUUUUCCUGUUAAAUGGGACAUUUAAGAAAAAAAAGACUUCAUAAAUUUUCUUCAUUAUCCUUUACCUUUCCUCCUUAACAAUCCUCAUGCUUUUUCACAACUAUUUCUGUUUCUUUUUUCUCACCAUGUGCAUGUGUUUGUCUUGUCAUAUAAGUGUCUUAAGAAGCCCUUAACAUACAGUAAGAUGAUCUUUUUAAACUCUUUUUAAAAACAAAAGUGAAACGAUAUCUUUUCAAAUAGCCCUGCUGUGGUUCACAUCUACACAAUACAAUAACUUAAAAGCACAUCCUUAAAAACUUUAUAGUUCAGUUGAUACAAUACAUUAUUAUAGGUCUACAGUCGAUUAUUCAGAAAACUAAAUUAAUGUAUAAUUUUAUUCUGAACAUUUGGUGUAGCAUCUGCAACUGCCAUCCAUAUGUUUAUACAAACAUCUCACCACUUCUCUCAUAUCCUUUAUUCCUUAUUGCUUAUAUAAGUCUGUUCACAUUUUCAUUGCCAUUGUAUAGUUGUGGAUGUCUUUUGAAUCACGUCUUCUGGAUUAUUGCUUUGCCUUGUGGAUUAUACACCAGUGUCUGAACAUGGCCUGGACUUUAACCAUGAUUUCAGUUUCACAUUUUGGAUCUUUAAUAAAUCUGGUACUUUUGGAUUCAACAUGUACAAGUGUGGGUUUGUUACAGUAGCCCACUUUACUUGAAUGGAGGUAUACUUUAAAAGGGUGGUUUGAUGUUUCUAAUGCUUUAAAAUGAAUGAAUGAAGAAUUAUAUUUAAUGUAAUAAACGUGUGGUAUUAUAUCCAAAACAUCAAAAUUUUAAACAAAACUUAUUACUGCAAAUGAUUUGUUGUUUUAACUUAAAAAAAAUUAGGUUACCCAGCUGCCUUAAAGUUUUUAGUUAAUUCAACUGAAAAAUAUUAGUUAACCUAACAAUUUUGCAUCAAAUUCAUGUAAUAACUAAUACUUUUUACGUUGAAUUAACGCAACAUUUUAAGGCAGCCUGGUAACUUAAUUAAUUUUCUACAUUUCUCUAUAAUUAUAUUUUGAUAUUAAGAAAAAUUCAAUUAAAAUAUCUAAGUUGCAUUCUCUUGUUUUUUUUUGUAUAAUAACAAAACUUCUUACCCCAUAAUUGUUUGAUUUGGAACAAUAAUUAGAAUGUUAUAAAUAAACAGCUGACAGGUAUUUUUUGUUUUCUGUUAUUUUCCAAAUUUUUUGUUAAAUUUAAACUCCUAAUAUGGUUUGAGUUUGCAAUUACAUGUUGCCACACUUUCUGGACUUUGUGAAUUAAUGUGUGUUAAUAUUAUAAAAUUAUGUUAUAAUUUUCCUGGAUUUCACAUCUAAUUAAGGUGGUGUAUUACUGAUUAUACAAAUGCAAAAAUUGUUUUCAAAAACCAGUGAGUCACAGGAUAAAAUGUUUGGAAUUUGUGUUUCCAAGACAUUAAGUGCGGGUGGAUGUGUUUAGGAUUUCUAUAGGUUUCAUUAAAAUAUAACAAUAAUUGUUUAAAUUAUUUACUGUAUCAUUGUAUUUACCUGGUAAAUGUGGUUACAGUGUUAAAAAUAUAUUGAUUUGACUUGUGUGUUUUUUAUUUGAAAGAUUAAACUAUUUCACGUUGUUUGAUUGUAUACUUUUUUUUGUAUUGUACUUUUUUGUACUUUUCGAAAAGAUCUGUUUUUUUGUUGUUUUGGAUUCUUAUUAUAAACAUCAUAUUGAUAAAUGUUGAAAAAAGACGUUGUAUGCUUAAAAUUUGAGUUUUGACAGUCUCAUGAAGUUGUUAAUAAAGCU
This is a messenger RNA of Triplophysa rosa, 4210 nucleotides long. RefSeq names its product cytochrome b5 reductase 4. NCBI's taxonomy places the organism in Eukaryota, Metazoa, Chordata, Actinopteri, Cypriniformes, Nemacheilidae. Gene Ontology annotation, cellular component: endoplasmic reticulum. The coding region runs from base 354 to 1937 and encodes 527 amino acids. The record is from RefSeq and is a predicted model, not a curated record. Gene Ontology annotation, molecular function: oxidoreductase activity; heme binding. Gene Ontology annotation, biological process: generation of precursor metabolites and energy; superoxide metabolic process. The transcript is spliced from 16 exons.